This is a messenger RNA of Eruca vesicaria subsp. sativa (arugula), 2422 nucleotides long. The record is from the annotation of a GenBank genome assembly. NCBI's taxonomy places the organism in Eukaryota, Viridiplantae, Streptophyta, Magnoliopsida, Brassicales, Brassicaceae.
ACUGUUCGUCUCUCUACUCUCUCCGAGAAGGAAAGGUAGGGUUCCCCCCUCCCGCAUUGUCUCAGAUUCUGAGAUAUCCUUUCGAGUUUUCUCGGGACUGUGAGUCUAAGGAAAGCCGGUGAAGAUGUCGAACUUGGUGGACCCUACGUGGCGCCUUCUCGCAGCGAGCGGCGGAGAUACGGUUAAGCUAUUCGACGUGUCUGCCGAUUCCGGUGAUCCCUGCGUAUUGAGCUAUACUCCGUCGCCUGGUUCUGCCGUAAACUCCGUAAAGUGGAAUCACACGAAUUUAGUUGUGGCGAGUGCGGGAGAUGAUAAGAAGAUAUCUCUUUGGCGGAUUAAUGGGGGCAGUCUAGGAACAGUUCCGGUUGCUGGGAAGGACGGUGGUGAUAGUACUGCCGAGGAAUGUUUGUCGGCUAUUAGUUUCAGCAGAAAAGGGUCAAGGUACAUAGCUUCUGGUGGAACUGGUCAACUUGUUAAGAUAUGGGAUCUGCAAAGAAAGCUUUGUAUUAAGAAGCUGAGGGGUCAUACAAGUACGAUAACUGGCGUGAUGUACAAUUGCAAAGAUGAGCAUUUGGCGUCUGUCAGUGUUGGUGGGGAUCUGAUAGUUCACAACCUUGCAUCUGGAGCUAGGGCUAGCGAACUAAAAGAUCCACAUGGGCAGGUAUUGAGGGUGCUUGACUAUUCAAGGUCCAGUCGACACCUUCUACUUACUGCGGGUGAUGAUGGCACCGUGCAUCUGUGGGACACGACUGGUCGUAACCCAAAGAUGUCCUGGUUGAAGCAGCAUUCUGCACCAGCUGCGGGUGUAUGCUUCUCUCCAUCAAACGAAAAGAUAAUUGCUAGUGUGGGGAUGGACAAAAAGCUUUACACUUAUGACUCUGGAUCCAGAAGAUCUUCGUCCUGCAUUUCUUAUGAGGCACCUUUCUCAUCUUUGGCGUUUGGGGAUAAUGGUUACAUUCUGGCAGCUGGAACCGGUAAUGGUCGAGUAGUGUUUUACGACGUUCGUGGAAAACCACAGCCUGUCACUGUCCUGCACGCUUACAAUAGUUCAGAGGCUGUAACAAGUUUAUCAUGGCAAACAUCAAAACCAGUUAUUGUGAAUGAGAAAAACUACACGGGUGAGAUGGCUCUUCUUGGUGGUACUGUGGACGAUUCAGCUAUCAUUCCUGAUCCACUUCCGUCAACGACACCCUCAGAUUCACAGUCGACUUUGGUACCAGGUUCUCGUGGAACUGCCACGAGUACGUCGAACGUGUCAUCUUCAGAACAAACACCAAACAGAACUCAUCUAUGGCCUGGUGCGCCACUGGGAAGACUACAUGCACUUCGUGCAAGUGACAGUUUCAAUGACGAUAUGCGUGUGUUUUCCCCUAUCGUUGAUGUUUCAUCUGUUGAGAAGUGGGCUGAUAGUGAAGGAUUCAACAAUAAAGAUCAUUUUAUUGAUGACAAAAAGCCUUCCUCUUUGCUAUUUCCUUCAGCUAGCAAGGGAUUUCCAUUUCGAGAUGAUGGAAACAAGGAACAUACGAUAUUUGACUGGAAAUCAAGUUCUACUUCGAAACAGGAUGACACGAAAGCUGCUUUUUCUCCAUUCGGAACCACUACGCCAACAGCAUCAACCAAAAGUGAAGACUCUUCUUUGACACCUCCAGAAUCAUGGGGUGGCGAUAGAUUAUCUGAGAAGUUUAACCAACUGGCCAAUAAUGAGAAACUCUCUGAUAAAUUUAGCCACCUGCAUGCACCUUCACGUCUCGGGGCUUCAAGCACAAGUGGUAGUAGUACAUCUGGAUCAAUGUUCUCUACCUCUCGAGAUUUUCCCUUGUCCUUUGGUCAGACAAACGUUAGCUCGGAAUUCCCACGGAUCAGAGACUUCUCUUCAGCUUCCGAGAACUUACCUUCAAGCCCGUUGUUAUCAAAAGUCAUCGCAGGUCCGGGUAAAAUUGAAUCACUGAGGCUAUCACCAAGUUUUACUCCUCCUAGGUCAUAUGCUGAGAGAAUCAAAACCACUCCUUCCUUUAGUGACGGGACCUCUCCUUCUUCGGGUUCACCCAAGAUAAAGAAAACAGGAGAGGAAAUCUUAAGUAAUCUGAUGCCAAGACCUGAGAUGGUAGCUGCAACGGAAGCUCUUCCGAUUAUGAAUGGAGGAAACAUGAGACAGUCUCAAAAUGAUCAACAGCAAGUGGUGGGUGGCAGCAAUUUCACACUUCAGCUAUUUCAAAGAACACUGGAAGGAACUCUGGAUUCAUUCCAAAACUCCAUUCAUGACGACAUGAGAAACCUGCAUAUCGAGAUCCUUAGACAGUUCCACAUGCACGAGAUGGAGAUGUCGAAGGUAUUAAGCUCGGUUCUGGAGAACCAGGCGGAGCUAAUGAAGGAGUUACAAUUGUUGCGUAAAGAGAACCAACAGCUCCGGCAAAGGCUUUAG